AUGGAGAAUUCUUCUCCUUCUUCUUCUCCUCCUCCUUAUUCCCCUACGCUUUCUAGUUCAAGUUCUGGUGCUUCCAAGUUCCUCUCCAACCUCCCCUCUCGUGGCUUUUUGUCUUCAACUGUUCUCUCCUCCAAUCCGGGUGGAAUUCGAGUUUAUAUUUGCGAGCAUGAGACACUACCUCCAGAGGACCAGCUGAUACACACGAACCAGACAAACAUAUUGAUUAGAUCACUCCAGCUUAAGAAACAGAAGGGUGAACCUGGUCCAAAAGAUGCAAACGGAUCAAAUGCAGCCGAGGGUUCCAGGAAGAGGGCCUCGGAAAAAGUUAUGGAUGGGAGGGCGUCGGCUAAGAGAAGCAACAACCAAAAUGGUCCUGAGGGGUCUGGAAGUCGGACGUCUGACAAGGAUUUGUACAGUUUGACAGUAGAGAGGCUCCGUGUUCUGCUAAAGGAGAGAGGCCUUUCACCAAAAGGGAAGAAGGAUGAACUGGUUGCCAGAUUGAGAAGUGCCAACGGGUAA
Linum trigynum is the source of this 519-nucleotide messenger RNA. Lineage: Eukaryota; Viridiplantae; Streptophyta; Magnoliopsida; Malpighiales; Linaceae. The record is from the annotation of a GenBank genome assembly.